AACACCUCAACCCAUCAAGUUCUCCUAGACUCACGGCCAGCUCAAUAUUGCACCGUGACCUCACCGCUUAACAACACAUGGUAUAUGCGUUAUAAUCCAUCCAUGAUACUCUAACUUACCAACCAACCAACCACACCAUCUUCCCCCAACCCACCGCCACGAUGCCCUCAGACCUAUCCAACUACCUCGCGACGCGGUACCUCGUCGCCGACCCGAAACCCACCAAAAAGCGCAAGCGCAAGCAAGACACCUCCUCCCCAUCCACCGGCCUCAUAAUCGCCGACGACGACGCCGACGCAUCGGGCUGGACGCGCGCGAGCCAGAACCCCAACGACGACGAGGACACCGCCGUCGUAGCCGGGACCAGCGCCGAGUUCCGGAAAGCCAAGAAAUCCGCGUGGAAAGUCGUCGGCGGUUCCGCCAACCAACCUAGUAGCGCCUCCGCCUCCGCCCAACAACAAGAACAACAAGACGAAGACUCCGCCCGCCGCGCCGACGCGAUCCUCGCCUCCGCCGCCGCCGAAGCGUCCUCAGCCCAAGCCAGCGCCUCAGCCGACGACGCCCCGCAAAUCCUCAUGUCCGACGGCACCCACGCCGGUCUGCAAACCGCAUCUGCCGUAUCCGCACAGCUCGCAGCGCGGCGCCAAGCCGAACGCACCGCGUUCGCCUCCUCCGCGCAAAAGGAAGCCGAAACCGUGUACCGGGACGCGACGGGGCGUCGCGUCGACGUAUCCCUAAAACGGGCGGAACUACGACGGGCAGCGGCCGAGGCGGCGAAGGCCGAGGACGCGAAGAGGAACGCGCUGAAGGGCGAGGUGCAGGUCGAGGCGGCGCGGCGGCGGCGGGAGGAGCUUGAGGAUGCCAAGGUGAUGGGUGUGGCGCGGCACGCGGAUGAUUUGGAUUUGAACCGCGAGAUGAAGGAGCAGGUGCGGUGGGGGGAUACUAUGGCGCAGUUUAUAGAGCCGCGGGUAGGAGGCGGCGGUGGUGGUGGAGGAGGAGGAGGAGGGAGCGGUGAGGUGAAGACGAAGAUGAAGGGGAAGCCCGUAUACAAGGGAGCAUGGACGCCGAAUCGGUACGGGAUCAGGCCGGGGUACCGGUGGGAUGGCGUUGAUAGGGGGAAUGGGUUUGAGGCGGAGAGAUUUAAGGCUAUCAACAGGCGUGAGAGAAACAAGGGUUUAGAGUACUCGUGGCAGAUGGAUGAGUAGUAGGCCGUCAUCAUGAAAUACAAGUCUACAAUGACACAUGACGAUAGCAUAUCACGAUCACAAAUAUAAUAGGAUACCAGCA
This is a messenger RNA of Annulohypoxylon truncatum, 1287 nucleotides long. RefSeq names its product Pre-mRNA-splicing factor of RES complex-domain-containing protein. Gene Ontology annotation, cellular component: U2-type spliceosomal complex; RES complex. The record is from RefSeq and is a predicted model, not a curated record. The transcript has a single exon. Bases 162 to 1205 code for a protein of 347 amino acids. NCBI's taxonomy places the organism in Eukaryota, Fungi, Ascomycota, Sordariomycetes, Xylariales, Hypoxylaceae. Gene Ontology annotation, biological process: mRNA splicing, via spliceosome. Gene Ontology annotation, molecular function: RNA binding.